This is a messenger RNA of Triticum turgidum subsp. durum (durum wheat), 1131 nucleotides long. The record is from the annotation of a GenBank genome assembly. NCBI's taxonomy places the organism in Eukaryota, Viridiplantae, Streptophyta, Magnoliopsida, Poales, Poaceae.
AUGAACAGGCGGUUUGUGAAUCUGGUGACGCGGAACUGGACCCAAGGUGUCUAUUCGGUGCGCCGCAUGGACCCUUACCACCAUUUCUUCUACGGGUCAACAGAAGCUGCACUUGGGGCAGCAGAUGAGGCUUGCAAGAUGAAGGAAUCAUUCCCAGCGAUGCAGAUCCAGGACCUGCCGAGCCCAAGCACGAACUUCACUGCAGCUGCCCCAGGUGGCACCUUGGAUAUGUUCGCGCUCCUCACCCCCCGCCCCACCAGCGAUGGCAGAAUGAUUUAUGCCAAUACGAUCGGCGAGACCCGGCUGUACGACGCCGACAAACAGGUGCACACCACCCUGGGCCGUCUCAACACGCCUAAGGGAGUCAAACCCAUGUGCCUCUCCAUCGCGCACCCUGGCGGCGACGAAGACAGCAUUUAUGUGUUGGAUACCGAACCCUUGAAGGACGCCCGUCGAUGCUUUGAGGUCCUUGAGCCCACGCCCAGGGAAUUCAGGAGCAGCAGCUUGAUGCCGCCAUGGUGUUGGCGAGUUCUUCCACCGCCUCCUUUUGUCCUCGAACCUUGGUACCAACCAUCUUCUAUUACCUCCUUUACCACUGUGGUCAAUGGCGAUGGCUGCUCCACCAUCUACAUAUCAUGUGGUGGCCGCAUAGGCACCUACAGCUUUGAGACGGCAUGCUCUGACUCUAGACACUGUCUAGGAUGGAGGCUCUCGGACAAAUGGAGCCAUGUUGGGGAAUGGAAGCUGCCCUUUAAUGGCAGAGCUCAGUACGUCCCUGAGUUUAACCUAUGGUUUGGAUUCUCAGACUCAAGCCCCAACCACCUGUGUGCCAUGGACCUCUCUGCCAUGGACAAUGGACGGCAGCCCACAGCACCCAAAAUAUGGGAAGAUCUGAACCUGCCUGAUGGAGAGGCGUGGCUUCCGAAACAGCUCGAGCUUCUCUACCUUGGCGACCGCAAGUUUCUCACCGCUAAGACCUUUGCAGAAGGAGAAAUAGGCGGGUGCUUUUCUGUGCUCACCGGCGUAGAGAUGAUUGCUGGCGCCGGUGAUGACCAGCACACCCUUCAGAUGGUCAAGCACAAGUGCGCACGUUUUGUCUUCACCGACGAGGACAUUGAGUGGGUGCUCUGA